Columba livia (rock pigeon) is the source of this 2788-nucleotide messenger RNA. RefSeq names its product centrosomal protein 63 (gene CEP63). Lineage: Eukaryota; Metazoa; Chordata; Aves; Columbiformes; Columbidae. The coding region runs from base 290 to 2437 and encodes 715 amino acids. The record is from RefSeq and is a predicted model, not a curated record. Gene Ontology annotation, biological process: centriole replication; de novo centriole assembly involved in multi-ciliated epithelial cell differentiation. Gene Ontology annotation, cellular component: centriole. The transcript is spliced from 15 exons.
GCAGGCGCGCACGGGGCCGCGCCGGGAGGGCGGGAACGGCCGCUCCCUCAGCACAAACCCGCCCCACAGACACACACCGCCAUUGCUAUUUUGUCACUUCCACACCCCGCAGUUCUUAUUUUGGCCUUCCACAGCCCCAUUUACAAAUCUCAGCCUCCACAAGAGGGUCCCGCCGCUCGGUCUCCGCGAAGGAACUUUGAGGUGGAUGGAGAAGCGCCUUGUUGGCGUGUUGCCAUGGGUGAGCACAGCUUUUGCGUGCUGUCCUAGCUGCUGAAGCCACCGGCGUUCCAUGAUGGAGGCUUUGCUGGAAGGGAUGCAAAGAAAUGGGCAGGGGAGCGGGUUCCUGAACUCCUGCGAGGCCGAGCUGCAGGAGCUGAUGAAGCAGAUCGACAUUAUGGUGGCUCAAAAGAAAGCCGAAUGGGAAGAGCAGACUCGGGCUUUGGAAGCUUGUCUGAGUGCUCGGGAGAAAGAACUUUCCUCUGCCAAGGCCGCUCUGCAGGAAAAAUACAAGGAGGUUGGCCUGUUGCGUCACCAGGUAGAAGACAUGGAAAAAGCCCAGCAGGACAUGGUUAGAGAAUACGAACAACAGCUGAAGAAAUUUCAAGAGGAGUUGUCCAGGCUGAGGAAGAGCUAUGAGAAGCUGCAGAAGAAACAACUAAGAGAAGCCAGAGGAGAAGCCAACAAGGGACAAGGAGAGGACCAGUUUGAAAUAAGCCGCCUGACCAGGAAGCUGGAGGAGUUUCGUCAAAAAUCACUUGACUGGGAGAAGCAGCGGUUGCUGUACCAGCAGCAGGUGGCAUCGCUGGAAGCGCAGAGGAAGGCGCUGGCUGAGCAGUCUGAGCUCAUUCAGACUCAGCUUGCCAAUCGGAAGCAGAUCCUGGAGUCGGUGGAGCUGGCGAGCCGGUCAGAAAUCCAGCAUUUAACCAGCAAGCUGGAGAGGGCCAAUGAUGCCAUCUGUGCCAAUGAGCUGGAGCUGGAGAGGCUCAACAUGAGAGUGGACGACCUGACGGAGCACAAUCAGAUGAUUCUGGAAGAUCAGCAAAGAGCUCAAGAAGAGUUAAGGGAAUCUAAGAAAAUGUUAGAGGUGCUACAGGAUGAGAAGAUGGAACUUCGAGCCACCUUGCAGUCUCAGGAAGAUUUCAUUGACAGCUCCAGGCUGCACCAGGAACAGCUCCAGAAAGAGCUGGCCCGGGUGACGGAAACUCUUCGCACAAAAGAACUCCUCGUCAGGGCUCUGGAGGAACGCUUGCAGGAGAAGCAAUUAUCUUCUCCAGGGCUGGAGCUGGAGCAUCUACUAUUGCAGCUGGAUGUUGCGCAGGAGAAAGAACAGCACUUACAGGCAGAGGUGACUCAGCUUGAGAACAGCCUGGUGUCUUCAAAUGCGAGGUGUGUGCAGCUGAGCGAGGAGCUGGAUGAGAGUAUCAAAGAGCUGCAGUCCAUGGAGGAGCACCAUACUGAGUCAAAGGCAGAGAUUAAAAAGCUGAAAGAGCAGCUCUCUCAAGCUGAACGGACCCACAGCAGUGAGAUAGAAGGGAUGAAGAUGGAAAUCUCCAGGUUGACACAAGAGUUACACCAGCGGGACAUCACCAUUGCAUCUGCCAGUGGCUCCACGUCAGACUUAGAACAACGGCUGAGGACAGAGAUCGAAAGAGCAGAGAGGAAAGCUGUGGAGCACAGGGUGAUUCUGGUCCAGCUGGAAACCUUGAGGAUGGAAAACCGCCAUCUCUCAGAGAUGCUGCAGAAGACGGAGUGCGGUGUGCUAGAGGGAAAAGGUGUCACCCUAAGGGCGCUGAGCGAAGACUACGCUGCUGAACUAAGUAAAUUAACAUGUGAGAACCAGCAGUUGCGGAAGGAUCUAGCAGAGGCCAGGGCAAAGCUGGAGCUCACUCGGCAGGCGUGCCAGGAUGAACCCGAGGGCACCGCUCAGCAGACGCGAGACCAAGAGCCCGAGGCCAGGGAUGCGCAGGCCAGAACAACUCGGGAAGCACAGCACAAACACGAUGAACAAGCAGAGAAGGUACACCACGAGCCUGAUGAGACCGUUCAGCGUCAUGAAGGGGAGUCCCAGAGGCGAGGGGCGGCUGAAACGGGAGCUGUGACCCCUGAGAGGGGUGAGCUGCCCACCCAGGCCAGCGGCAAGAACUGCCUGGAGUCAUUUGCUUUGAGCACCUUGGUGGAAACAGAUUCUUUGCUCCAUGGGCUGGAUGGAAAUGACGAUUUUGCAGAUGAAGCAUCUAAGCAGUCCGGAUCAAAUCAUCAGAGAGAAUCUGUGCCUUUGUAUCCCCUGCCUACAGCUUCAGUUGGAUCAAUAGCUGCAAGAUACCUGGAGGAGGAAGAACUGAGGUCCCAGCGCAUCCUGGAGAGCCUGAACGCUCACAUUGAGGAGCUGAAAAAAGAGAGCGAAAAGAUUGUGAGGCAAUUUGGACACCAGGAGUAAUAUUUCGUAGGGAAUUUGAAUGCUGGUUUACGUAUGUGGUUCCAAACUGUGACUGCAGUUGCCGUGGGAGCUUGAGAGGCCCCGUCUCACACUUUGUGCUGAAUCCACAGGAUGGAUAUUGAGGAAAAGAAACUCCUCUCUACGUGUUUGAUCUGACAGAGGGUAUCACACCACGAACACUGUAGUCAGCGUGCUGUAGGUCAGAAAGCUGCAUCAGAGGUAUGUGUGCACUCACUUACAGAGAGAGGGUGGUGUUUUUUAGAAACAGACCAUUUGCUAAUUUUAAUGUAAAGGAUUUUAAGUAUAUUUUAUACGUGUAUAAGCAUUGAAAUAAAACAGAAUGGAAAACUG